AUGCAGCUAGGAGGCUGCGUCCCUGCCAAGCAGGGCGCCAGCCCCGAGGCUUUCACCACCUCGAGGCUUUCACCACCUCGGUGCCGCUGCCUGCGUGACCGUCCUUCCCACCGUCCCGGCUGCAGGAACAUGCUCAGCUGGAGCCUUCACCAGUUCCUGCACCACUUCUCUCAAGGCACCGGGUUUGUGAAGUGUGGCUAUGCAGGCUCAAACUUUCCAGAGCAUAUUUUUCCAGCUUUGGUUGGAAGACCUAUUAUAAGAUCAACUGCUAAAGUGGGAAACAUUGAAAUCAAGAAUAACAAAAAGAUGGACCUCAUGGUUGGUGAUGAAGCAAGCGAAUUACGCUCAAUGCUGGAAGUUAAUUAUCCAAUGGAGAAUGGCAUAGUUCGGAACUGGGAUGAUAUGAAGCACCUUUGGGAUUACACGUUUGGACCAGAAAAACUUAAUAUUGACACAAAAAAUUGUAAAAUAUUACUCACAGAACCGCCCAUGAAUCCAACUAAGAACAGAGAGAAGAUUGUGGAGGUUAUGUUUGAGACUUACCAGUUUUCUGGGGUAUAUGUAGCCAUUCAGGCUGUUCUUACUUUGUAUGCUCAAGGGUUGUUGACUGGUGUUGUCGUGGACUCUGGAGACGGCGUAACUCAUAUUUGUCCAGUUUAUGAAGGCUUCUCUCUUCCUCAUCUCACCAGACGGUUAGAUAUUGCUGGGAGGGAUAUUACUAGGUAUCUUAUUAAGCUCCUCCUGCUGCGAGGAUACGCCUUCAACCACUCUGCUGACUUCGAGACCGUCCGCAUGAUCAAGGAGAAGCUCUGCUACGUGGGCUACAACAUCGAGCAGGAGCAGAAACUGGCCCUGGAGACCACAGUACUAGUGGAAUCCUACACGCUCCCGGAUGGCCGGAUCAUCAAGGUUGGGGGAGAGCGGUUUGAGGCACCAGAGGCCCUCUUCCAGCCUCACCUAAUCAACGUGGAGGGCGUUGGUGUGGCCGAACUGCUGUUCAACACCAUCCAGGCUGCCGACAUCGAUACCAGGUCUGAAUUCUAUAAGCACAUUGUGCUGUCCGGAGGCUCCACCAUGUAUCCCGGGCUGCCCUCGCGACUGGAGCGGGAGCUCAAACAGCUCUACCUGGAACGGGUCCUCAAGGGAGAUGUGGAAAAGCUCUCUAAAUUCAAGAUCCGCAUUGAAGAUCCCCCUCGUCGGAAGCACAUGGUGUUCCUGGGCGGCGCGGUGCUCGCAGACAUCAUGAAAGACAAGGACAACUUCUGGAUGACCCGGCAGGAGUACCAGGAGAAGGGCGUGCGGGUGCUAGAGAAGCUUGGGGUGACAGUUCGAUAGGUCCCCAAGCUCCUUCCCAUCACUUGUCUAAAGCUUUUCUUCCCUUUCAUUGCCAAUCUCCGAACUCACUCGGCUCCAUGCUAUGGAAAGGCCUUGCCCGGGGCCUUUGACCCAAAGGUCAGGUUUUGGGCUGGCUUCUUGGGGUAGCUUUUGUUAAAUGUUUCUUAAUGUGGCUAAAUUUGACUAUUAAAUUUGACCACUUCCCGGCAAACAAAGCGGAGCAAGAGCAGCCUGUCUACUUCAUUGGUCCUCCCCAGUAGAGAGCUGGGCGCUUCUGGUGGGCUCUUUCUUCUGGGUUUAUUGCCGUAGUCCUGCUAGCUUUUGUCUCUAGUUCACAAGGGGUCGUGUGCCUUUUUUUUUUUAGCAUAAGAAAAACUUAAAACAGAAGCUUUUGCCAUUGGGUCAUUGUGGUGGUUGUCUCUGCAUCUUUCUGCCUCUCUCUACCUUAACGAUUUUUUUCUUUUGUGCAAUUAGGAAUUUUGAUUAAACAUAGUUAGAAACUAGUUUAAUUAGCUGGAGUGGCUUUAACACGGUCUCGGUGCGAUGGGCCUCCAUAUGCACUGCUGCCUAAACUGGCUUCUGAGGUGGUUUAUCAGAAUUCUUAAAGGUGACGGAGCUUCUUUACUGCAUUUCUGCAGCUGGGCACGUGCACAGGUGCCACAGGAACAUCCCA
Messenger RNA from Tinamus guttatus (white-throated tinamou), 2008 nucleotides. Lineage: Eukaryota; Metazoa; Chordata; Aves; Tinamiformes; Tinamidae. The record is from RefSeq and is a predicted model, not a curated record.